Molecule: messenger RNA, 5811 nt
Organism: Meleagris gallopavo (turkey)
Lineage: Eukaryota; Metazoa; Chordata; Aves; Galliformes; Phasianidae
Source: RefSeq, a predicted model, not a curated record
CCUGAGUGACCAGAAGGGCUGGAGCCAGGAUCCACCCCUGCACACAGACCUCAUUUAAGGGCUGGCAGUGGAGACAAAGGAUAUCUCUGUGAUCAUAGCUGAUACGGUAACAUUCAUGGAUUAAAAAUACUUUUGAAUGAUAAUGUGUUUUUGCAAUAAUGUCUUAAGCUCUCACAGAUGGUGAAGUAGAUACUGAAUACUACAAAAUAUAAGGAAAGGUAAUUUGAAUCAUUCACCUCUCAAAGAGAACAGUGAAUUGUAUAUCAGGGCAUGAAUGACGUUAAACAGGUGCAGACUUAGAAGCAGAAAUUAAUACCAUACUGGCAAAUGCACAGCUUCAUGUUGUUACAGGAUGCUUCACUGGUGUUACUGUAUGAUGUCAGUAAAAUGAAAUACCAACUGUGUUUUGUCACUAUCUAUUCUUGUUGGCUUCUUAAAAGCGUAAUUAGAGCUUCUGUAGAACAUAAUUUUAAAAGUAAGUUGUGUUUUUGAAAUCUAAUGAGAAAUGUUUAAUGCAUAUCAUUCUCAUGUUCACAGGUUACUUCGAUGAACACUUAAGACGUAGGGCAGUGAUCCACUGCUAGCAAUUCAUACUGUGACUUAUGUUCACUGUAUAAAACUCCAAUGAAUAAAUAUAAUGCCGAUGCAAAGAGAUUUAUAUUCUUUUGUGUGUGACUGGAUGAUCUCUCACAGAAAUAAGUAGAGAAUUCAACGUAGCACUGCUGAAAGUUAGUCAACUCAGUGUGCAGAUCUGAGUUGCACACUGAUGAAAUGUGAAAGCCUUCAGAUAAUUUGUUGUAUAUGUGCCUAUGAAAAUGUUAAACAGUUUGAUCCAUUUAUGCAGGUUAGCAAAAGAUGUAGGCAGGUGCCCAGAGUUUGACUGAAUUUUUACAGCACUUUAUCUAGUGUUAAACUGUCCAAUAGUCAGAGAUGGAAGCUGUCCAGACUGGUGUUUGUCAUGACUGUAUUUUACUGUUUUUCUCAACCAAGCUCUUUUGAGUUUUACCAAAUAAGAGUCCUUGAGGAAGUAUGAGAUAAGGAGGAAUGCCGCUAGCCAAAUAUGACAAACUAUUUCUGCACAGUCUACAUGAAUAAUGAAUAACUUCUGAUAGAGUUAGGGUAAAGCUUGACCAGGUUCUUGAGAUGAAGGAUCUGCAAAGAUGCAGGAUUACAAAGUGUUGUUGGAGGAGACUGGUCUUAGGGUUUAUACAUAGUCCUCAAUCCAGGUAACACAUCUACCCAUGUCACUUCAGGUAAUCAAAAACCCUUCAGUUUAGCUAAGAAGUGUUCAGUCAGGAAUGUUACAUUUGUUUGUAGUACGUAAGCUCCACAAAUAAAGAUAGUAACCAAUGUUUGGUUAGUAAGUAAGCCUGAUGCCUUGCCAGAUGAGAGUGGUGUUGACAGGUAUGCAUCCAAACUCCUGAAAAUUCAGUCUUCCCCAUGUCAUGGACAAGCUAGAGACUUGAAUGAUGAUUCUCUGCACAACAUUGAGGGGUGCAUAAAAUACAUAGGUUUAUCUUCCUGUUGAACCAUUCACUUGUGUUUUAUGUUUGUUUUCAUGUUUCAUUUCUGGUCUGUCUGGCUUAUCUCAAGCACAGAAUCUGUGAAAGUGAUUCAGUGACUGAAAGAAUUGUCCUGCCAAAGCUGUCUUUGCACGGAUGGCUGUGAUCAUAUAAUUUCUGAAAACCUAAUCCUUAUUUUUAUCAAAUGUAAAAUCGUGUAAAAUAUCUCGUCCUGGUUUUAAAUAUCAGUUACCAAAAUUCCAAUGAAGCACAGUUUAUUGAAGUUUUCUCAAUAAUGCUCAUCAGGUCAGGAAGGUGGCUAUCUUCUUUCUCAUCUAUUUGUAAGGACAGUGAACAUUAGUUUUAGUGACAGGUGAUACAGCUCCAGUUCUUACUUGUAAGCUUUUUAUAAUAUUCCUAUUGAUUUUUGUUCUUAGAGUGCGUGAAUUUUCAUAAUUCAAGUUGUUCAUGUGCCUUAUUACAGCAUGUAACAUAAGACAUAAAUAGGAAAAAAAAAAAUCUACUGGUAUGUUGUGAUAUGUUGAGCAUGCUUCCUGCAUCAGGAAUCAGUGAUGUUGAAAUCAGAUUGGAUAUUGGUACAAUUGAAAGAGCAGAUACGGUGGCUAUAUUGUGUGUUUAUACUUCUGUGAUUGUAGGAACAAGAAUAACAUUGAAAGUCUGAAGGUUCUUGGGUACUUAAUUAUGGGCACAUAAUGUAAAGUGAUGUCUGCUACAUACACUCUCGAGGGAAAAAUGUUUUUUAAUUCUUUUACAGUAAUAUAGAGUGCCUUUCUUUAGAUUUUAUUCUGAAAUUUAUACAUUUAUUUAAAACCUCUCGGAACACCCUUUCCUGUCCAUCAGGAAAAUGAGUACUGAUGGGAUUAAAUAUGUGUGAGACUUUAAAUGGUAAAUUGUCCUAGCUAGGAAGUGAUUGCUUUGUUAGAUAAGCUUCAGAGCCCUGAUCAUGGUUUAUUUAAAGUGAGAGGAAAGGAGGAAUAAAUGAAAAUCACAAAAAGAAGCUUAAAAAAAUCAAAUGUUCACUGGUGAUUCCCACGCUUUUCCUUCAAAUAGCACUUUGCAUAUUGACUCAUUCUUUAUCAGGAAACCUGACAGUGGGUAAACAGUUUAGAAUUGAGUCCACACUUAACUGUUUCCUUCAGUUAGGAUUUCUUUGUUUGGGAUGUAAAUAUUGAAUGAUGGAUUUACUUAAUAAUUAUUGAGAUUAUUUUAUAAGGAGGUAGAUGGUUUUUCUAGACAGAAAUGCAACUGAUGACAAAUUUAUUUCAGAGAUGAAUAUGCUACAUAUCUAGACCUAAGGAAUAUAGUUUUUAAAAAUAUCUGUUUGUGUGUGUAUACAUACAGACAUGCUUCUGUUACUUUUCCUUAGUCGGUUUUCAAAAUUGCAUGAAAUACCUUCCAAAAAUAAUUCCUGGACAAUUUAGAGGUAUAGUUCCCUGCAAGUAGCAGUGUGGUCUCCUGCUUCAAGACAGAGUGAAUACUGAUGUUUUUGACCUGCCUGGUGACUUUAAUAUUCUUUUGAGAGUGUGGGAUGAUUAUUUUGUAGUUCCUUUAAGCUUUGAUAUAGACUGUCCAAUGGACCCUGUCUUGUGUUAUAAACAGUUGAGUUCUGAAUCCUACAUAGGGAUAAUUUGAGUGAAAGCAUUGCAAGAAAUUGGUAGAUUGAGACUCUACUUCUCAUAUUACAUCAAAUUUUAAUACUGACAGGUUUGUUGUAACACACCUUGAACAGAUCAAAGUGGUAAUUUAACUUCAACAUGCAGAAGUGUUUAUUUUUGAAAUGGAAAACUCUAUUCAUUCUCAGUUGUAAAUGUUCUUGUUUUUCUUUCAGAUUCCUCUUUACAUCAGUAGAAAUGGACAGCAGCAGUUUCAUUCAGUUUGAUGUGCCUGAGUACAGCAACACUGUUCUGAGCCAGUUAAAUGAACUCCGCUUGCAAGGAAAGCUGUGUGACAUAAUUGUGCAUAUUCAGGGUCAGCCAUUUCGAGCCCAUAAAGCUGUCUUAGCGGCCAGUUCGCCAUAUUUUCGUGACCAUUCAGCAUUAAGCACCAUGAGUGGCUUAUCAAUAUCGGUUAUUAAAAAUCCCAAUGUUUUUGAACAGUUGCUUUCAUUCUGUUACACUGGAAGGAUGUCCUUACAACUGAAGGAUGUUGUUAGUUUUCUAACUGCAGCUAGCUUUCUACAGAUGCAGUGUGUCAUUGAUAAAUGCACGCAGAUACUGGAGAGUAUUCAUUCAAAGAUCAGUGUUGGUGAUGUUGACUCUGUUACUGUUGGUGCUGAAGAAAAUUCAGAAAAUCGCAAUGGAGUUAAAGACAGCAGCUACUUUGCCAACCCUAUUGAGAUAUCUCCCCCCUAUUGCUCUCAGGUGCGACAGUCAACAGCAAGCAGUGAUCUUAGGAUGGAAACUACUCCAGGCAAAAGUCUACGUAGUCGACUGCAAGAAGAAGGGCAUUCAGAUCGAGGAAGCAGUGGGAGUAUCUCUGAAUACGAGGUUCAAAUUGAGGGUGAUCAUGAGCAAGGAGACUUGAUAGUAAGAGAAAGUCAGAUUGCAGAGGUGAAAGUUAAAAUGGAAAAGUCUGACAGGCCAAGUUGUUCUGAUAGCUCUUCCCUUGGUGAUGAUGGAUAUCAUACUGAAAUGGUGGAUGGAGAGCAAGUAGUAGCAGUGAAUGUUGGCUCCUAUGGGUCUGUUCUACAACAUGUUUAUUCAUUUACCCAUGCCUCAUCACAGGCUACUGGUGUGUCUGAAACUUUUGGAAACCUUAGCAAUUCAAGUCCCUCAAGGUCAAUGCUGAGCUGUUUCAGAGGGGGUCGUGCACGCCAAAAACGGAUAUCCACUGGUCAUUUACAUAGUGAUGUUCAAGGCUUGCUGCAAGGGACUGAUGGUGAUUCCAUGGUGAGUAAUACAGGAUAUGAAAAUAAUCCACGGGAAAGAAAUGCAAGAAGUCACUGGUAUCCAUACAAUGAGAGGCUGAUUUGUAUUUACUGCGGGAAGUCUUUCAACCAGAAAGGGAGCCUUGAUCGACACAUGCGGUUGCACAUGGGAAUAACUCCUUUUGUGUGCAAAUUCUGUGGGAAGAAAUAUACCCGCAAGGACCAACUUGAGUAUCAUAUUCGCGGUCACACAGAUGAUAAGCCCUUUCGCUGUGAGAUCUGUGGCAAAUGUUUUCCUUUCCAGGGUACACUAAACCAGCAUUUACGAAAAAAUCACCCUGGGGUAACAGAAGUAAGAAGCAGGAUGGAGUCUCCAGACAGAACAGAAGCGUUUGUGGAACAGAAAGUAGAUAAUGAUGCUUCAGCUUCUGAAGCCAUGGAUUCUAGUAUGGAAGUUCAUGCAAUGUCUAACACGUCAGAUUAAAAUAUUACACUGUAAAGUGCAAAACAAACAAGCACAUUAAUGAUGUAUUUUAAAAAUCUCUUAUUCUUUUGGUAGUCUUCAUUACAAGUAUAAGAACCUUUUAAUUUUCCUGACCUUCUGGAACUUUUUUUGAAAUAGUUUCUGGAAAAGACUACAUAAAUAUUCUUUGUUUCUGUAGGAGGCUGGGCUGGUGGGGUUUUUUUUCCACUUUUGAAAAUGCUUAAAAUAUAAAAGACUGUGCUAGGGAACAGAUGGGAAGAGUCUGAUAAAGUGUCCCUACUGGUUGAUCUGGUAAGACACAAAUUCCAGUGGAGAAAGAUAUUAGAAUAUGAUUUAUCUCUCUGCUGGAUACACAAAGAAGCUGUAGUCUUUUAUUUUAUUUUAUUUUACUUAAUUUCAUAAAUCCUAUUGCUGAUAAGGAGGGUUACAUAGCAGUGGGGAAAGAGAAUAUUACAUAUUUGAUUCCUUCAUUUGUACCAUUGUUUUUUUUCUUCCUAGCUGAUUUUGAUAGUCUGUUUAUAUAUAUAAAUUUGCUUUAUAUAUAUAAAAUGCUUUCACUUUUCCUAUUCUGGUUGAAGUGAAUGUAAAAAUAUGUGAAGGUUUAUACCAUGUACCAUUCUUUCAACUGCUAGAUCUCCUCUGUCUAGGAUUUAGGACAUCAGACUUUGGGAGAAUCUUUUUGGUUUUAGAAGAAUGUUUGGUUUUCCUUUUAUUAAACUAUUACUUUGUGUGCAAAUGAGAGCAAAGUGUAUUACCUUGUUUUAAUAGCUUUGCUCUGUAACAUUUGUAAACCAAAUGCCAUAAAUCUAUUAAAUUAUGGUUAAAUUGUUAAGGGGUUUUGUUAGUUGUCUAGAACAUAAACUGGACAACCUGUGGUGCUGACCUUUUUAUAUAUAUAGAGAUAGAUAUAUAUAUCUAUAUAUAUAUAUAUAUAUAUA